This is a messenger RNA of Tyto alba (common barn owl), 3826 nucleotides long. It is a transcript of the gene SUB1, whose product is annotated as SUB1 regulator of transcription. The record is from RefSeq and is a predicted model, not a curated record. Gene Ontology annotation, cellular component: transcription regulator complex; nucleus. NCBI's taxonomy places the organism in Eukaryota, Metazoa, Chordata, Aves, Strigiformes, Tytonidae. Gene Ontology annotation, biological process: positive regulation of transcription initiation by RNA polymerase II. The coding region runs from base 101 to 481 and encodes 126 amino acids. Gene Ontology annotation, molecular function: DNA binding; transcription coactivator activity. The transcript is spliced from 5 exons.
GCCGCCUCCUCCCACGUGGUGCGGAGCAGAGGCGGGGAUUCGACGGUGCGUCAGUUCCGUUUUGCCCGUGCGGUAGAAGACCGGAGUGUGGAGUAGGACAAUGCCUAAAUCAAAGGAACUUGUGUCUUCAAGCUCAUCUGCCAGUGAUUCAGAUAGCGAAGUUGACAAAAAGGCAAAGCGGAAAAAGCAAGCAGCUCCAGAAAAGCCUAUAAAGAAACAAAAGACUGGUGAAAGUUCAAAAGGUGCAGCUUCUUCUAAGCAAAGCAGUAACAGAGACGAGAAUAUGUUUCAGAUCGGCAAAAUGAGGUAUGUCAGCGUUCGUGACUUUAAAGGGAAAGUCUUAAUUGAUAUUAGAGAAUAUUGGAUGGAUCAAGAAGGUGAAAUGAAGCCUGGCAGAAAAGGUAUUUCUUUAAAUCCAGAACAGUGGAACCAGCUGAAGGAACAAAUUUCUGAUAUUGAUGAUGCAGUAAGAAAACUGUAAAGACAGAGCCAUACAGGAACUGCUAUCAUUUAGUUGUUUCAAGAGGUCUUUUUACAUUGGCUUUUGUUUCUAAAAUAUUGUUUUCCAAGCUAUUGUAUAUUUGGAUUGCAAAACGAUUUGUAAGAUGAAUACUUUUUUUAUGUGCAUUAAAAGUGUAUUCUGAGUGAGGCUAUUUGUGUAUACUUUACUAAAAGGAAAUGUGUUGCUUUCACCUGGUGGUGUAUAAUAAACAAAUCAAAUAAUAUGUAAAGCAUAUUUGUUUAUGGCCUUUUGAUUGAAGGUGUUUGGUAAGGCCAACUAAUAGCUUUAGUCUUUGUUUUAGUUUCAGUUGAGUUAACAGUUAAUAUAAAUUUGUUUUCUGAAGAGACUUCUUAAAAUGUCUCCAUUUAAUUUUUUCUUUUAUUUCAUACUCUUCAGUAUUGCCCUGACAGCUUUCUGCUUUAAGACUUGAUACAAACAGUGAACACUUGAUAAAACACUUUUUUGUACAUAAUUUUAAAUACUGUAAUUUGCUAAAUUACUGUUUAAUGUAAACAGUCCAGAGAAUAUACAUUUUUUUGCAUUACUUGCAUGAAGUGUUAUGUUAAACCAUAAUGCUUGAACACAAGCCACAUGUGAUUUCUUCCCAUUUUCAUAUAGUUUGCUUGACUUAGAAAAAAAUAAUAAGCCUUUUUAAUUUGACCCUAGAUUUUAGAAUGUAAUGCAUAAACUUGUACAGUAAUAGAUAUAUACCUCAGAGUAAGAUAGUAUUUAAAAGCUCCAAAUAUGUUUAUUAGGUACCUGUCUCAAGCUUUGCAUUAAAUUAAUUCUUGAACACAUACUAAAUAGUUGUUCUAUAGAAAAGAACAGUUAACCUGUCUCUGUAGGGUUUUUGUUCUUUUGAGAGUAGUGUCUAAACAAUGAUACUUAAACUAGGCUGUAACACAGGUUAAACAGUCACAGGGUUAAAAUUGCUUCAGCCAAAAUGUCUGGCUGUCAUGCCUCUGUUCUGUCCACACUGUCUGCCUAAACCACUUAACUUGGCUUGCUUUGUGUGGCUUAUGUGUGUACAGCUGUUUUACCUUUUGUACAGAAGAUACUUAGUGCUUAUAGUGGAGCGCUGGUACAUAGUGGAUCAUGACUCUAGUGAACUUGUCAAACAUUAUACUAUUCUGGUAAGAGAAGCUUCUGCACGGUGGAAGUUUUAUUAGACUGGAUGCUGCCCUAGUUGAAAGGACUUCUUGGUAGGUGUUGCGAACAAUGCAACAAAGAAGGGAGACUGAUGUUUGAGUAGAACUUGGAGAGAUAAGGGGCAUGCCAGUAUGGAAAUUGAAGGUGAAAGAUCAAAGUUACUUGACACACAAUGACUAUAGUGAAGAAAUGUAUAUUAGCAAAAUUGGAGAAGAGUUACUUUUCUGGCUUAAGUUAAUCAAAGGAAGAAGAUGAAAUAACUUCAUGAAAAUGGAUUUCAGGACUAUGUAGUAAAUGUACAACUUAAUUGGUUCAGCUGUAAUUUUCCCAUUUGACAUUAAACUUAAUGUAGUUUUGCAAUAUUCUGUAGACAAAUAGGAUUUACUAUUUCUUAAAUUUGGGAAUAUCUUAAUGUCAUCGUUUAUAUUGCAGAUAUUCAUGGAAGUGCCAUAUGCUGACUGUUUCUGUGCAGCAGAGUUUCUAAUUUGAUACAAAUAGGUAUGGAAGGGUGACUUCAUCAAAUUAAACACAUAUGAUUCAAAUAUAUCAGAUACCUCCACCUGCUUUAACUUACCCAUUGUUGACAUAUUACAGAUAAAGUUAAAAUCUGUUUUUGUAUAACUUAGGAAAUCUGAGUUUCUAAGAACUGCUUGAGGGUGAAUAAAAGGGUGAAGAGAUGUUUAGUGGUAGCAGAUGCAUUUUUUGGACACUACAUUCUUUGAGUGACUUCUAAAGGCAGGUAGGGAUGCUUGGACCAAACAGAAUAAAUAUGAAAUAUCUGCUAAAGCUUCACAGAUGACUGAAUGAAACAACUUGCUUCAGAUCACUAUUGACAGGUUCUAGCUGUUUUUUAUUUGCUGUAUGUAUAUAUGAUUUUUUCAUAUAAAUCUGAAAUUUUAUAACCAGAUUUCACGCAUUUUACCUCAAAACUUUCAUGUGGCUACUUUUGAAGUGCAUGGUGAUAUUAGAGGAAACAUUGUCCUCACUUAGAUUACUGUGGUAGUAUGUCGUUGGAUGGCAGUUGUGUAUCAGGGUACAGUAUAAUUGUGUUCAGAAAGGUGGAGAAUUAAAUUCAUUCACUUGGGGGGGAGUAAGUGAAAAAGUUUUAAUAGUGAUUAGUUCUUUUGUGGAAACUGAUGGCAGAGGUGUUCAAAGAAAUUAGUGCUUGUUAACCAAGAGCUAGUUCCUAUUAUAGAAAACCCCCUUGCUGAAUUUGUGGUGACAAUAACUGAAACUGUUUUUCCCACCUUACUUAAUAAUACUUGGGACAGUUGGAUUUUACGUAGCUACUGUGUUUAAAAAUAGUUUUCCAUCUGCCAGUUACAUUUCUGCCUGUAAUAUUGAUGAAAUACCAUAUAUUUUACCUGAGCCAAUCUGAAUGUCUGCAUGGUUGACCUAAAAAAAAGUAACUAAAUAAACCAGUCAGUUUCACAAAUUAACUCAAAAUGGGAUGAGUUGAAUUAUGAGGGAAUUCAUUGCACCUCAGAUGACUGUGCUUGUUACUUGAUAAAAAUUGGACACACUCAAUGUUAUUUUGAAAUAAAUAGUUCGUAGUGUCUUGUCAUGUAAUUGUCUACAGCUGUAGUCUUUCUAAUUUGAGAAGAAAAUGCAGAUUUUUUGAAUAAAGAUUAUUUUCUUGCAGACAAAAUGGUAAUUAGAGUAUGUGUGGAAGUGUCCAUGGAAGAAAAACUUAGAUGUAUGAAAAGGCUGUAUAGUAUGGGAUAAAAAACACUGCUCCCUUGCCCAUUGAAGUGGCAAAAGAAAGAUGCAUUUGAUUCUUGAGGUUUAUGCAGGGCAUACUAGCAAUAUGUUUUAUAAAUUAAACCUUAUGGAGCUUGGGAGGAAAAAUAUAUCACAUAGCUGCCAAAGUAACCUUAUGUGUGAUAAACUAUCAUGUAUGAUGUUGCUCUUAUUUAGAGAUGUUCAUAUUGAAAUUAAACAAAUGCAGUACCAACUUUGAUAUUUCUGUUAAAGGAAAUUCCCCAGUUACGUACUUAUGUGAUCUGUUAGCAAAAAAAUUGAUGACUGUAAUUCUGGUAACUCAAAUGUCACAUUGUUAACCAUGUAGAAUGUUUCAUGUUUUGCUCUGGUGGUAUCUACUGCAGAGAGGCCACUGGAAAUAUAAGCCCUCCAACUGUAAUUACCUUAAUGUUCAAAUAAAAAGUAGUUAAAUGA